This is a messenger RNA of Platichthys flesus (European flounder), 444 nucleotides long. RefSeq lists its product as uncharacterized. The record is from RefSeq and is a predicted model, not a curated record. Lineage: Eukaryota; Metazoa; Chordata; Actinopteri; Pleuronectiformes; Pleuronectidae. The transcript has 2 exons. The coding region runs from base 1 to 279 and encodes 92 amino acids. Gene Ontology annotation, molecular function: protein binding.
AUGGGCAAAAUCUACCAGGUCGUGGUUCACGGUCUCAGGGGCGAGAAGAUGACCAUCGACCUGUGCAACACGGAGGAGCAGAUGAAGACCAUGACGGUUCUGCAGCUGAAGGAGAAGAUUGCGGAGAAACUCCCCCAGAGCGGAGGAGAGGAGGCUCUGCGGCUGAUCUUCACAGAUAAGAUGUUGGACGGAGACUUCACGUUGCUCUCUGAAUAUGGAAUCCAACACAUGUCCGUGAUCCAGAUGGCGUUGAGGGUUCCUGGAGGAGAGACGGCCUGACAGAGACGACGCCCCCCUAAACCACCACUGUGCUGCUUCACGAUGCUACUUCCUGUUUACAAAUGUCAAACCUUUCUUCCAAUAAACCUUUUAGCGAUGUUCCCACGUUGCCUUGAAAUAUGUUUGAAAGUUGCUGUUGCACAAAUAAAACUGUCUAAUGUCUCA